AACUACCCAGCACCACGCGCCACUUAGUCCAAUCCAAAUAGAAAAAUCUCUUUAAUAAAUGAAUCAAGUGUUGCACAGUCCCGAAGUUUAUUGGAGAAAACAAACCAAAAGUCCAAACCCAAAACACAAAAACGUCUUUCGAUCUUCUCUUGUGCAAAGCAAAAUUUCUACACUCUCUUCUCUGCUGCAUAUCAACUGCAGACAAAUUUCUGAUCAAUCCACAAAUCCCAAUUGAAAAGUAAAAAUUUACUGAUACGGAUCAAUCAAAUCGAUUAUGGGUUCUCUCAAUUCGCAGCCACCAUCAAAGGUUUGAUCUGAUCUGAUCUCUAUUGCUCUCUUAUGGAAUUCAUAAUUCCUCUUUGGGUUUUGUUUUGAUUUGUAUUAGAGUGUUAUGUAAGGUUCACAAUUUAUAUUCUUUACUGGGUUAGCCAUUUUAGGGUUUUCACUAUCUUGACUGAAUUUUGAUAUAACAAACUUUAUAUAUAUGUCGAGAGAUAGAUUGAUUGAUAGGUAGCUAGAUUUCUCAAUUGAUUGAAUUAGAUAUCUUUCUGUCCAUUGAAGAAAAAAAAAAAUGCAAUCUUCUAGAAGACAUGAUGAUUAUGUGAAACUAUCUCCGUCUUCAAAGAUACGUAAUCAACAUAAAUAUGAAGCAGUAGGUGGUCAUGACUCAUAUCCUGUAUCUCGUCGUGAUGCUGUGGAUCGGUCCCCACACAUGCAGCAUAGGAGUUUGAGUCCUCGUAGUAAGAUUGAUGGGUCUAGAAGGGUAUUAAUGAGAGAGGGAAGAAGUGGUUCAAUUGAGAGGAGGGACUAUAGUUGGCAUCUGGGUGCCCGAAGGACUGAAAAGCUUCAUUCUGGUUCACCCUCUUUUAUACCGGAGCACAGAAAGCCUCACUUUGAUGAGGGUAUGGUGCAUAGGAAAUAUGACUAUGCUAAUGAUAUUGACUAUGAUAUCGGUAAAACUAAUAGACUAAAGCAUGUUUAUGGGUAUGAUCAUCAUGGCGUGUAUUCUAGAAUGAGUAAAGAGAAGGAUUAUAGUGACAACAGGACUCUGGGAAUUGAUGGGCAUGUCACGAUGGGGCAGAAAUCAAUGCCUAUGGAAGACGUGAUUAUGAGGGGUUCCCAUCGGGUGCCUCCAGAUUUCAUUCUUACUUCAGAUUAUGGGAAAACUGGUGAUCAUCUGCAACUGCCAUUGCGACGAAUGGAUGUCAGCCAGCUUGAGCAUGAGAAACUUAGGUAUCAGGAGCCUAUAUCUCCAGAUAAGAUACCAGUAAGGGAAUUUUAUAAAGAAGGGGAAAACCCUGUAUGUUUCUCAAGGGAUGAAUCAUACACCAUUAAGCCAGCUUCUCACUCUAAAGGUUUUGGGAGCACUCAUUUUAAACAUUUUCCUGGCACAUCUUCAGGUGUAUCAAGGAGUGAGUUUUUGGGUUCUUCUAGGGAAGGUAUGCCCCUGUCUGCUUCUGGUGAUUAUCCAAGGAACAUUAUGAAAUUCACGGAACCUAUAAAUAUUAAUGCAUAUGAUGAAAGUCCAGGCCUAGAAAUGAGAGACCUUGAAACUGGUAAGAGAGUUAUGACAGGUUAUCCGCCUGGGACCUAUAGCCCAAACAGAACAGAACAUGAUGAUUUCUCUUACACUAAAGUGAAUGAUGAUAAUGUCUGUCCAUCUGCUGACUUACACAGAAUGGUGCGCCCACGGUCUUGGUUAGAUCAUGAUCAAGCUCAAGCAGAUUACGAGUAUAGAGAAUUGUCAAGAGCAAGUGUCAUGCACUCUGUUUUAGAUAAGGUUGAUCCCAUGGAGGAUUCUUAUAAAAACAUAAGAAAUAGCACCGUCUGGGAACAAAAUAUACACAAGUGGGCAGCUACAGAGAACCUUGACACAGGUAGAAUAUUAUAUACACCUAAGAAUAUUAGGGAAUAUAUGGGUUCUGGAUAUACUCAGUCUGAAUUUGGAAGGAGAGAUUCAAGAGAUAAUGAAGCAUCUUAUUUGGGUGCAUUGCAGAAUCAUCAAAUCUCACAUUUGAGAUCAGAUUAUGGGUUUGGAAGAGAUGCAGGUCCACAGUUUCAGAAAGAAAGACUACAAGAUCCAGAUAUAUCCGAGUAUGACUUGGAGAUGCAUAAAAUUUCUGGCAAAAGAGCAAGAAUAGACGAGGAACUUGCAAUAUAUGAUCAACCAGAUAAGGUGCCCAAAAGCAGGUACAGAGUGUCGAGAAACCAGUAUGCACCACAACAAUAUGAGGCUGCAUAUGAAAGUGGUGAGGAAUGGAUUGAUGAAAAUGCAAGUGUUUUACAUCCAUCUAGGACUCAAAGGUCUGACCACACUGCAUUCAGAAAGGCUAAGAGUACAUAUGUUGGUCAAGAUCAUCAUGGAGAUUUUUUUGCAUCUGAAGACUGGUUAUCAUCUCAAGAUGCUUUGGCACAUUCAAGAAAGCAUUCAAUUAGAUAUUAUAAACCAAGUGUUAAAUAUACAAAGGGUCAUCCAAAAUCUGGUUCUUUAACCUGGUGCCAUUCAAACCAGACUGAUAAAAGAACUGGUGCUUACCGAAAACAUAAAACUUGGAGAAGAAAUGACGAGUAUAAUGAGGAUGAGCAGGCAAAUGAUGAUGAUCCAUCGGAAGAUUGGGUAAAUAUGGCGGAAUCUGAGCUAUCUGAGGACUCUGACAAAUUUAAGCAAUUGGUUCAUGAAGCCUUUUUGGAGUAUUCUAAAAAGUUAAAUUUGAACUCGGCCGUUCGAAGAAGAUACAAGGAGCAAGGAAAAGCAGGCAGCUUGUUCUGCAUUGUGUGUCGCAGAAGCGCAUCGAAGGAUUUCUUGGACACACAACGCUUAGUAACGCAUGCCUUCAUGUCUCACAAGGUUGGGUUGAGAGCACGACAUUUAGGUCUUCACAAAGCAAUUUGUGUUUUAAUGGGGUGGAAUACAUACGUUCCUUGUGACACUACAACAUGGGUUCCUGAUGUCUUGUCUGAUGAAGAAGCUUGGGCUCAGAAGGAGGAUUUGAUGCUCUGGCCUCCACUUGUUAUCAUCCACAACAUUUCUAUGUCAAACAACAAUCCAGAACAACAAACAGUUGUACCUAUUGAAGGGGUUGAAGGUUUUCUGAGAGGUAAAGGUUUUGUUGGGGGGAAAAUCAAAGUAUGCCUAGGUAAACCAGCUGACCAAAGUGUUAUGUUAGUAAAGUUUUUGGGAACUUUCACUGGACUUGGAAUUGCAGAGAGACUUGCUAAAUAUUUUGCUGAAAAUCAACGUGGGAGAGAAGAAUUUGAGCAAAAAACAUCCAACAGCAGCAACAGCUUGGAAGAAGGUGAGCAUGGGGGCAAGUUAGAGGAGCGCCUUUUACAUGGGUACAUUGGAAUUGCAGAGGACUUGGACAAACUGGACUUUAACACCAAGAAGUGGAUUUCAUUGAAGAGCAAGAAAGAUAUUCAAGACCUUGAAAAUGCUCCUGUUAAAGCUGAUGAUAGGUAGCUGUAUACAACUGUGAAUGUAGAGGGAAUAUCCACCUUUCUGCUCCCAGCCACAACAAUUUCUGAGGAUCCCUCGUUCCUAGCUUUGCCAGCCAUUGACGUACUAACUUGCUAGUGGUGAAAUUAUCUGGCGUUCUUCAUGUGGAUCAAAGAAGACAAGGGGGGGAGUCACUGUUGAGAGGAAAUUCUGUGCAAAACUUUGCUGAUAUCUUUUAUCCUUUGGACACUUCAUAGCUAGGUGCUAUCUAAAACUUUGUAUACAGUUUUAAACUCCAAAUACCUGUCAUGAAACCCUUCUUUUUUUUUUUUUUCCACAAAUGUAAUAUAUUUAUAUUUAUGUAUCCUUCUGUGCAUUUUGUGUUCUGCUUGA
This is a messenger RNA of Ricinus communis (castor bean), 3829 nucleotides long. RefSeq lists its product as uncharacterized. The transcript has 3 exons. The record is from RefSeq and is a predicted model, not a curated record. NCBI's taxonomy places the organism in Eukaryota, Viridiplantae, Streptophyta, Magnoliopsida, Malpighiales, Euphorbiaceae. Gene Ontology annotation, biological process: regulatory ncRNA-mediated gene silencing. Bases 572 to 3460 code for a protein of 962 amino acids.